This is a messenger RNA of Bemisia tabaci, 1234 nucleotides long. It is a transcript of the gene SmE, whose product is annotated as Small ribonucleoprotein particle protein SmE. Gene Ontology annotation, molecular function: RNA binding. Gene Ontology annotation, cellular component: spliceosomal complex. Gene Ontology annotation, biological process: mRNA splicing, via spliceosome. NCBI's taxonomy places the organism in Eukaryota, Metazoa, Arthropoda, Insecta, Hemiptera, Aleyrodidae. The record is from RefSeq and is a predicted model, not a curated record.
AGGUUAGGUUUCCCGGAACGCUUUUUGACGCUUUCACGCUUUUUGUUCCUCGCCGGUGUUAAUAUUUUUCAAUUUUCACCAGUUGUAUCUACUUUUUUGUGCAAUUUGUAGUUCUAAAUCCGCCAAAAUGUCGUACAAAGGACCCCAGAAAGUGCAGAAGGUUAUGGUUCAACCCAUUAACUUGAUUUUCAGGUAUCUGCAAACAAGAGCUCGAGUUCAAGUAUGGCUUUACGAAAACGUUAAUUUACGGAUCGAAGGACACAUUGUUGGCUUUGAUGAAUACAUGAAUCUAGUCUUAGAUGAAGCCGAAGAACACAACAUCCACUCAAAGUCGCGGAAAACGCUGGGAAGGAUAAUGCUGAAAGGAGAAAACAUAACGUUGAUUCAAAAUCUGACACCUUGAAAUCAUGCCGAAGUAAGCUCCUCAGUAUAAAUACUUAAUCAGGAAUUAGCAAGUCUAUUUUUGUCAAUCAAAAAUUGGGCAUCGGACAGCUUUACGGUGUUGAACAUUGAUCUGGGUGCGAUCUCAUCUUUUAUAUUUUGAAGGUCUGUUCAUCUUCAGAUGACUCCAAAUUUUCUUGACUCAUUUGGACUUGCAAAUUGUGAUGUUUUUUUUGUUGUACAAAAAAUUUCUCCUUGUGAAAUACCUUGUAAGUAAGCUUUCCACUACAAAUAUUCUCCCCCUGUGAAUUACAAUGACAUCUGUUAUUUUUAGUUUUUUAUAAUUAUUCUAAGCUUUUGUUCCUCCGAUUUCACCAGUAUCCUUAUGCAUUUUCUUCAAAAUCAAUUUACUGGCUAUGUCUCGAAGAGAUCUUUUUCCCCCGUACGAUUACUGCUAUUAAUUUUUUCAAUUUACUUACGACAGCUUCUUUAAUUUCUCACUAGAAGUCGUCUCCUUAGGUACUUGUCACCUGGAACAUGAUAGAGGUGUCAUUAUUUGAUAUGACUCUCUAUCCACUUUGUAAUUUCUUUACAACCAAUCAUCUAGCCCCAGCAUUCCUGUACAUUUGUCAGCAAACAUGAGACAAGAACCAGUCAUUGCUCAAUCUCUCCUUAAGAAGAGAAACAGCUAAAAUCUAUUGAUGAUUUUUUAUUCAUGUAGCUUUCCAUGUCGUAAUUCACUCAUUUUCACAAGUCUAGCGUUCUUUUUUGAAUGUAAAAUUAAAUUACCUCAGUAAAAUAGAAUGACCCUCUUAUCACAAUGAAAUAAAAACUAAAUGUUUUUUUCUAUGUA